Rotaria sordida is the source of this 204-nucleotide messenger RNA. The record is from the annotation of a GenBank genome assembly. NCBI's taxonomy places the organism in Eukaryota, Metazoa, Rotifera, Eurotatoria, Philodinida, Philodinidae.
AUGAAAGAUAUAUAUAUUUUUUUGUUUUGUUAUUGUAGAAAUAUUCAAUUAUUUAUCGAGAAAAAGAUUCAAGAGAUUCCCGAUGAUACAUUAAAAAUAUCUCGACGUUUAACAUCACGUGUUGAAGAUUUAAUUGAAAGACGUAAAAAAAAUCGUGGAUUAACACCAACACAAAUAUCAUAUAAAAAACGAUCUCAAUCAUAG